AAACGAAAAAUCAACCAGUCGCGUGCCCUAACUAGCAGACACAACUCUUUUUGUUUUCACUGGUUAGGGUUUUCCGCUGUCAAUUUUUUCGCGCCAAAAUGGAAUCUGAAGGGCAAAAGGCCACAGCGAACCCAUCGGCAAUGCUGGCUUCUCUCCUUAGUAGGAGAGCCAAGCUUCACGAGGAGCUUCGUAACAUUGAAAAGCAGGUCUAUGAUAUGGAGACAGGUUAUCUACAGGAUCCAAGCCAAUGUGGCAAUGUGUUGAAAGGUUUUGAGGGAUUCCUAUCUUCAUCUAAGAGCACUGCGCUCUUGAAGCGGUCCAGGAAGUUUCAGCCCGAAGAUAGGCUCUUUUCAUUAUCGUCAGUCACCUCACCGGCAGCUGAAGAGCUUGCAGCUGGACGAGAUGAUGGGAGAUCAGACUUUGGUCCUGGUCGAUCUAAGGGUGGAGGUAUCUUCGCAAAUGGGCAAGGAAAACCAAAGAAGGGAAGAGCAGGGCCAAGGGAUUCAAAGAGAUUUAGGCCUUCAGGUGAUCCAGAUUUCGACUACGACGAUGAUCCCGACGUGACAUUGUAAAUUUGCCAUUUCUGUGGAAGAAACUUUGCAAGAUCUUGGGAGUCAAUAACAUCAAUUUUUUUUUUUUUUGUUGAAAUCUCGUCAAGGGCGCAAGUUCAUAGGCAAAGAAAGCUUUUUUUGUGACCUUUGUCAUUAAUCUUGAGACAUGAAAAUGUUGAUCGAAGAUUAAUGUUUAUAUCUUUAUUUAUGGUUACAA
Molecule: messenger RNA, 768 nt
Organism: Juglans regia (Persian walnut)
Lineage: Eukaryota; Viridiplantae; Streptophyta; Magnoliopsida; Fagales; Juglandaceae
Product: chromatin modification-related protein MEAF6-like
Exons: 7
Coding region: 99-572 (157 amino acids)
Cellular component (GO): histone acetyltransferase complex
Source: RefSeq, a predicted model, not a curated record